CUCAUUGUCAAUACUUGCUUUUUGGCUCAAACUGUGGCCGAACUCACCCUGCCCAAGGAUGAUUGGAGGUCGGAGGGAAUACAGACAAGCAGCUGGAGUAAAACAUCUUUAAGUCAGCAAGUGGUGACACAGUGGUGUCUCUGAGUUGUGGACUGCAGUCAGGAAUACCUAAAAUACCUCGUUAAGCUCCUUAUGACGCUUUGAAGAGAGCAGUUGCCAGUCUUGUCCUUCCUCUUUGCUCCAGAUUUCCUUUGAAGAGGGCCCACACUGAUCCCUGAUCCCUGACCUCUGAGCCUCUCAGACCCCUGUGGACUGGAUGUGAGGACUAUGACUUGACAGGACAACCGACUGUAUGAGCAACUGACAAUGCCACCCACUGGUUUAUAUCAGCGCCAAUUUGUCCUUUACAGCCAGGAACUCACAAAUAUGAGCAGCAAGGUGAAACCGACAAAAGGCAAGGGAAACCUGAUUGGACUAGACUAUUUGGGAAGAACCGUCCACUGAAGGUUCACACACCACUAAACAUUCUCUGAAGCAGACCCUAACUUUUUUUAACCCGACAGAUGUUCUGGUGCCUUCAACUUUACAUGUUAAUGUCGAAUUUCUGGCAGAGAACCCAAGGUUUCCAAAGAAACAAAAUAUGUCAGGCCAAGUUUUUGGGGAAAUGUGACAGCUAUUCAUCCUCUACAGCUAUUUCCAUCUGAUGGAAAUGUGAAGCCUUAAAAAACAUGGAGUCUUGGAUUUGAAUAUUUCACUCAAACACACUUUAGCUUCAGUGCUAUAAGAGCUGGAACAAGCAACUAGUAGACAAAUUUAAGGGGAUAAUCAGAAAUUAGGGGGGGUUGGUAUCUUAUUAAUUGACCAAUAAUUCGCCAAUAUUACCACAAACAGACACAGUAAAAAAUAAAUUAGCUGCUGGGAUCAUGUCAUGUAGAAAAUAACUAUUUAGACUUUUUAUUUCUAUAGAGAAUUUAACAUCUUUGACACCGGAGAGGUUUUUUUAUAAAGCACCUAGUGGUUGUAAGUGGUACUGCACCUUAAGGCACUCCAGUUUUUUGACCAUGUUUGCAAGCGCUUGGACGUGAUACACAUAAAAACCAUAGGACCGACAUGGCAGUCGGUAAGGUUACCUUCACCAAGGCGGAGAGAGAGAAGCUUGCCGAGGUCCUCUGGCUGCUCAACUGGAUCUCUGUAGUCACGGGAGCUAUCCUCUUUGGCCUGGGCUUAUUCCUCAAAAUUGAGAUUCAGAAAUGGCAGGAAGUGAUGUCAGACCAGGGGAUCCUCUAUGUGCCACAUAUGUUGAUCACCACGGGCCUGGCGGCCUGCUGCAUCAACUUCCUGGGCGGGAAGAUCUGCCUGGACUGUGCUGACACCAGCAAGUUCCUGCGCUGGAAGCUGGUGAUGAUGCCGUAUGUCAUUUGCACCUUCUUCUUUACCUCCUGUGUCCUGGCGGGGGCGCUGAUGUGCUACAGCAUCCGCAGUCAGCUGGAGGAGUCUCUGUUCCUGGGCCUGCGGAACGCCAUGCGGUACUACAAGGACACAGACACACCGGGCCGCUGCUUCCUAAAGAGAACUUUGGACCUGCUGCAGAUCCAGUUGCACUGCUGCGGGAACACUGGCUACCGUGACUGGUUCCAGGUCCAGUGGAUCAGCAACCGUUACCUGGACAUGACCAGCAGCGUGGUGGUAGACCGUCUGAGGAGUAAUGUGGAGGGGAAGUACCUGAUAGACAGCGUUCCCUUCAGCUGCUGCAGCACCCUCUCCCCUCGGCCCUGCAUCCAGCAGCAGGUCAGCAACAGCUCGGCCCACUUUAACUACGACCGACAGAGCCAGCAGCUGAACCUGUGGAGGAGAGGCUGCCGCCAGGCCCUGCUGGACCACUACACCAGUAUCAUGCAGUCCAUUGGCCUCACUGUGCUCCUCAUCUGGCUGUUUGAGUUGUUGGUUCUGACUGGAGUCCGUUACCUGCAGACGGCCAUGGAGAAUGUUCUUCGGUUAGGUGAUCUGGACUCAGAGUCGGACGGUUGGAUUCUGGAGAACAGCUUGGCAGAAACGGCCCGCUCCAACUUUAAUAUCAUUAAGAACCUGGGUAAGUGUUACCAGAUCGACGAUGACCCGAAUAUCAACGUCCCUACUGCCGCUGCUGAGCAGGAAGUGCCAACCCAGCAGGUCCAGAAUCCUAUGAACAGCUAGCAUCCAGCCUGAGGAGUCGUUGACCUCUGAAGCCCCAGGAUGAUCUGGAACACCUUGGGUUCAAAACCUCCAAGGCCUCAAUUACUGCUCUCUUGAUGCGUCCUUAACUCAGGCCAUGCAAUCACAUCCGGCCCUAAGAUGCACUGCUCCGAGGUCACCCAGACCUCAGAAAUAAAUUUUCAUCCUGAGGAGCCAAAGAAAAGCUUGAUCAGUGCCGUCCUGAUGUAAAGUUAGGGAAAAUGUUAAAAGUCCAGCUGCUGCGGUCUCAACGUCAGCAUCGACUUCUGCCUUCAGAUGGAUCUUAUGAGUUUGUGUUUUUGACCUGUAGGGUAAGUAAAGUACAGGAGUACCUCAACCCUCAGGUGGUUAAAUUCUACAGAACACUGUUACUGAGAACCUGACAGUGAGACAGUGUACAUUUUAUUUUUAAAAUGCUGAAUGAUAUGGUGUUUUCUGUUCUUCAUCACCAUUCUGAGGAAUGACAACACCACAGAUCAACUUUUACAAGGUUGGCUUAAAACAUCAGCGUACAACACAACUUUCGAAUGAACUAAUAUUUAAACUUACAA
Molecule: messenger RNA, 2762 nt
Organism: Xiphias gladius (swordfish)
Lineage: Eukaryota; Metazoa; Chordata; Actinopteri; Istiophoriformes; Xiphiidae
Product: photoreceptor outer segment membrane glycoprotein 2-like
Exons: 4
Coding region: 1111-2193 (360 amino acids)
Biological process (GO): visual perception
Cellular component (GO): membrane
Source: RefSeq, a predicted model, not a curated record